AAACAUCGUCACUGCUCUCCUCAAACCUUUUGUCGUUUUCAUUAAGUGCAUGUUAUAAAUAACCAAGAACAAAAUCCUUUCCAAUCCAAUAUUUCAAAUCCCUUUAAUCUUCUUGAUCAAUAAAACACCCCACCCAGAUUGUUAGUUUGCAAUCCCAUCAAAUCAUCUAUCAUCAAUUGCCUAACGUUUCCUUUUUGGUUUAUUGCCGUCUCCCAUAAAUCUAAUCUAAGUUGUUUUAAAGAAAUAAAAUGAGCUGGUGGUGGGCUGGUGCUAUCGGAGCUGCUAAGAAGAAAUUUGAGGAAGAUGAAGCACCGAAAAGCCUCAAGAGCGUUGGGCUGAUCAUUGGAGUCACCGGCAUAGUUGGCAAUAGCUUGGCUGAAAUCCUCCCAUUAUCCGACACUCCCGGCGGCCCAUGGAAAGUAUACGGGGUGGCUCGUCGGCCCAGACCCAACUGGAACGUCGACCAUCCAAUCGAGUACAUUCAAUGCGAUGUAUCCGACCCGAAUGAUACCGAAUCGAAGCUCUCUCAACUUACCGACGUCACCCAUAUCUUCUACGUCACCUGGACCAACCGAACAUCCGAAGCCGAGAAUUGUGAGAUCAACGGUUCCAUGCUUCGCAAUGUUUUGCGUUCCGUGAUCCCAAACGCUCCCAAUCUCCGCCACAUCUGUCUACAAACAGGAGUCAAACAUUAUCUUGGACCGUUCGAGUUGUUGGGUAAAAUCCAACUGCAUGAGUCGCCUUUCACUGAAGAUUUACCGCGGUUGAAUGCUCCCAAUUUUUACUACCAUCAAGAAGACAUCCUCUUUGAAGAAAUCGAGAAAAAAGAAGGAUUAACCUGGUCGGUGCACCGACCCGCAGUCAUAUUCGGGUUUUCGCCUUACAGUUUAAUGAACCUCGUUGGCAGUCUUUGCGUUUACACGGCCUUUUGCAAACACGAAGGCAAACCGUUAUACUUUCCUGGGAGCAAAGCCGCUUGGAACUGUUAUUUUGAAGUUUCGGAUGCGGAUUUGAUUGCGGAGCAACAUAUAUGGGCGGCGGUGGAUCCGUAUGCCGAAAACGAAGCCUUUAAUGUGACUAAUGGGGACGUUUUCAAGUGGAAGCAUUUGUGGAGCGUUUUGGCAGAGCAAUUUGGGAUAGAAGAAUUUGGGUUCGUGGAAGGGGAGAACCGGGGGUUGGAGGAGAUGAUGAAAGGGAAGGAAGGAGUUUGGGAAGAAAUAGUGAAGGAGAACCAGUUGCAGAAGACGAGUUUGCAGGAGGUGGGAAAUUGGUGGUUUACGGAUGCGAUACUUUCGGCUCCGUUGCAGUUGCCGCUGGUCAGUAUGAAUAAGAGCAAGGAGCAUGGGUUUUUGGGGUUUAGGAAUUCUCAGAAUUCGUUUGUUACUUGGAUUGAUAAGAUGAAGGCUUACAAGAUUGUGCCUUGAUCUCAUUCAAUCUCUUGUUCCAAUUUGUCUCCUGGGUUUUCAGAUGAAACUUUUGUUGUUGUAACUCUAAAAUAAGCACAUAAGGUAAGCUAUUAUGGCAGUGGCGUGGAACCGUAAGAUGUUACACACUGGCUGACCUUCAAAUGUUGUCUCCCUGUAUUUGUUUAUGAUGCAUUGUAUUUUAUCCUAUUCUAAUAUUAGAAAUAUACAAUAAAAACUUGUUCGAUUUGACAAAA
This is a messenger RNA of Gossypium arboreum, 1660 nucleotides long. RefSeq names its product 3-oxo-Delta(4,5)-steroid 5-beta-reductase-like. The coding region runs from base 249 to 1424 and encodes 391 amino acids. The transcript has 2 exons. Lineage: Eukaryota; Viridiplantae; Streptophyta; Magnoliopsida; Malvales; Malvaceae. The record is from RefSeq and is a predicted model, not a curated record.